Molecule: messenger RNA, 3990 nt
Organism: Bactrocera oleae (olive fruit fly)
Lineage: Eukaryota; Metazoa; Arthropoda; Insecta; Diptera; Tephritidae
Gene: NANS
Product: N-acetylneuraminic acid synthase
Biological process (GO): carbohydrate biosynthetic process
Molecular function (GO): N-acylneuraminate-9-phosphate synthase activity
Source: RefSeq, a predicted model, not a curated record
AUCUCUAUGGUUUAUUUAAAUCGUUUGCUUAAUUAGUUCUGUUAAUUGAUAAAUUUUCUUUCAAAUUCAGUAUUAAUUCAGUAAUGGUAGCAUUAAAAUUAGGAAAUAAAAAUGUUUUUUCUGAUGGCGAUACCGUAUAUAUAAUUGCGGAAAUAGGGCAAAAUCAUCAGGGCAAUUUGAAUACCGCAAAGGAAAUGAUAUCGGAAGCCAAAAGAAUAGGGUGUGAUUGCGUAAAAUUUCAAAAAUCGUGCCUCCCAGCUAAAUUUUCCAAAACAGCCCUUAAGCGUCCCUAUAUAUCAGAGAAUUCCUUUGGCAAGACUUAUGGCGAACACAAAGAGUUCCUUGAAUUUAGCGAAACCCAGUAUAGAGAAUUAAAAAUAUAUUCGAAAAGUGUUGGAAUAGAUUUUACUGCAUCAGCUAUGGAUGAGAUUUCUUUAGAUUUUUUAAACGAGCUGAACGUACCUUUCAUAAAAAUAGGCUCCGGCGAUGCUAACAAUGUACUGCUUUUGAGAAAAGCAGCUAAAAUGGAUACUCCGCUAAUUGUGUCUACAGGAAUGCAAACGACCGAAACUAUCGAGAAAAUUGUUGAUAUAAUGCAAAAGAGUAACAAAACUAAUUAUGCUUUAAUGCAUUGCGUUUCUUCUUAUCCCACUGAUCCAGAGGAUUGCUCUUUGAAUAUGAUAACUCGUCUGAAAGAGUGGUAUCCAAACAUAGUUAUUGGAUAUUCCGGGCAUGAAAAGGGCAUUGAAAUAAGUAAAGCAGCAGUGUUAAUAGGCGCCAGAAUUAUAGAGCGACAUUUUACUUUAGAUAAUAGUCAGAAGGGUUCAGAUCAUAAAUGUUCAUUGGAACCUUACGAAUUUGGAAAUCUAGUUAAUGAAAUCAGGACAUUAGGAAAGCUUCGUACAUUGAAUAAAGAACAAAUUAUGGAUAUGCUUCGUCAUCAUAAAGCUAUCGAAUUGGCUUUGAAAGAGAUAAAGUUAAGAACUAUACUUCCAAGUGAAAUGCAAUGUCGAAGCAAAUUAGGAAAAUCCAUUGUUGCUACUAAAUAUUUGAAAAAGGGAAAUUUUUUAGAGCUAUGCGAUAUUUGUAUUAAAGUAAGUGAGCCAAAUGGCAUAUCUGCAGAAUACUUUGAUUCAGUAGUAGGUAAAUUGAUUACAGCUGAUGUGAAUGAGGAUUCACCUCUAACUUGGAGUCACAUUUCUAUUUAAUUUCAAUUAAUUUUUCUACAAAAAAAGAAAACUUAUUUUAUUUUUUAUUAAAAUACGAUAUUGUUUUGUUAGAAUAAUAAAUAAUUUAAAAAAAAGUUGUUCAUAUAUUGCGUAUGACAUGAAUUUAUUUCCACAAGUUUCAUUAAAUUAAAUGUAAAUAGAUUGUUGUAUUAGAAUAGAGUAAUCAUCUACUCGACUGUAUCGUCAUCUGCUACACCAUCAUUUUCUACAGCUUCCAUAUCUUCCUCACCCUCGCCGUCUUUCUUAUCAGCUGGUUUCUCAUACACCGCCUCUAGAGGAGAGACAACUACUCCGUUCCAUACGGACAUUUCCCGUACAAUACUUGUAUUUCCUUCCAAACCAAGUAUAUGCUUAUAUCCACCGUGGGCAAGGACACGUAAAAGAGUUUGAGCAGUUAAACAACAAACAUCUUGCUGUUCCAAAGUCAUUGCAGUAUGAACCCGAAUGUGACCUGGUUCACAAGGAUCCGUUAUACCAGCCGAACCGGGCAAAAAUAAUCCAGCAGAAAGCAACUGAAAAACACGUCUGAAUGCCAAAUUUAUAGGCAAUGCUUGUCGGGAUGGAUUGUUCAUAAUAGACAAAUGAGCGAUUAAGUCUAGCAUCCAAGGCGAUAAUGGCGCGAAUGCGUCAAAUCUUCUUGUGAGAUCUUUUAAUAUGCGAAUCAACACCUUGAUAGAAGAGUGAUGAGCAUUUUCUUCAAACCAUCUUGUAUGCCGAAUAGCAGCGAGAUGUGCUUGCAUUAGCUUCUGGUCAAGGUGAAUAUCGGCUUCCAAUUUUCGCAAAUUUUGAGGGAGUGUUGCUAUCAAAAUACGAACUUUAGCUUGCCAAUUUGCCACAUCAAAUCCACGAUCAUGUAUUGUUGUGUAAAUUUGAUCGGCUUUUGUUAACACCUCAGUUUUCAUAGCAUUUUUAAGAUCCGAUUCUACUUUCUUAGACAAUGCUUCGCACGCCUCUUUUGUUGGUAAUGUUUUCAGUAUAACAACGAUGUCAGCAACAUUAUUGCCAGAUAUCAUGGUUCCCUUUUUAAACGAUCCCACUUGGCGCACCUCCUCCAAUUGCUACAAUAGAAAAAUUAUUUAUAUACUUGUGAGAUAAAAUAGAAACGUUAAACCAAUGAAACUUACACAGGUAUUAAAAUCGCCAGGCGCCACCACAAGAUUAUCUAGAACUGACUGAACUUUUGUCACCAAGUUUCCAAUUGAAGUUUGCUCAGCUGGUGUUGGACUGAGAUCUUGGUUACGCUUUAAGAGGGCUGCAGUUAGACUAGAAUCAUCAACUGCAGGUGAAACUUUUGGAAAUAGAACCUCAGCAACUAAAGUCAAAUCGAAAGGAUGCCUUGGAAUAAAGGUCUUUUUAAAAGGUGGCCGAUGGAGUCCACCUCGGAUUGGUCUACCGCCCCGCAUUGCUCCUCGCACCAUUUUUCUAUUUGAGGAAUUAAUGAUUGCAAUAUUUUAAUAGAAAUGUUCUUUGAAAAUAAGCACUGCAAGCAGACUUUACAAUAUGAAACCCGAAAAAUCGAUUGGAGAAUUUAAUAGAGAAAAUUUACCAGACAGUCGCAACUUAACCGAUAGUGAAAUCGAUUGUUGAUAAGUUCAAGUUUGUGGUCAUUUAGCAUGUUGGUAGCACUGCGGGUCGGCGUUUUUAUUUGCAAAUUUUCUUUUAAUAUUUCUAUUCUCAACUAAAAGUAUACAGUUAAACUAGAAGUCUAAUAAAAUAUAAUAUUUAAUACAAUCAUGGAAGUUGAUAAAAAUGAAAGUGUUAAUGGAGUAGAAUUAACUGAAGCUGAAAAUGAGUUGUAUGACAGGCAAAUUCGACUUUGGGGAUUAGAAUCGCAGAAAAGACUCCGCACAGCAAAAAUAUUAGUUGCCGGAUUAGGCGGAAUUGGUGCAGAAAUCACAAAAAAUAUAAUUCUUUCCGGUGUUCACUCGGUAAAGUUACAAGAUGAUAAAAUUGUUACAGAAGAGGAUUUUUGCGCUCAGUUUUUAGUGCCGCGUGCUGCAAUCGGUAAAAAUCGUGCAGAAGCGUCAAUUGAACGAGCACGUUCUCUAAAUCCUAUGGUGGAGAUAUCGGCCGAUACAGAUUCGCUUUCCACCAAAGAAGCUGAUUACUUCGCAAAGUUCGACGUAGCUGUUGUGAUCGGUGCAUCCAACUCGGAAUUAUUGCGUGUUAAUAACAUAUGUCGUGAAAACAAUGUCAAGUUUUUUGCCGGCGAUGUUUGGGGAAUGUUUGGUUAUUGUUUUGCAGAUCUACAGGAACACAGUUUUGUUGAGGAUGUGGCAAAGCAUAAAGUCAUUUCGAAACCAAACGAAAAAGUAAAAACUGAGUUAGUCACUGCAGCUAUCCAGCGCACUUUGAAUUUCCCAUCUUACGGUGCAGUUGUGGAUUUCGACAUCAAUUCACCGGCUUAUCAAAAGAAGCUUAGGCGUACUGGACCUGCUUUGAUAUUAUUGCGCGUACUUCAAGAAUUUCGAGAAGACUUCAACCGCGAUCCUUGCUAUAAAACUCGUGAUGCUGAUAUUUCGGAAUUGCAGCGUAUCCGAAACGAAAUAACAAGUGUGAGCUCGUUAUCUGAUGAACAUUUUGGGAACGUGUUCGCACAAGUUUCACCCGCUGCGGCAGUAGUGGGUGGUGUUUUGGCCCAAGAGAUUAUCAAAGUAGUUUCCAAGAAAGAAGCACCUCACUGUAAUGUAUUUCUAUUUGAUCCAGACAAUUGUUGUGGCUUUGUAGAAACGAUUGGUUUUAAUUAACAACUUAUUUUCAA